Messenger RNA from Castor canadensis (American beaver), 1184 nucleotides. It is a transcript of the gene Tcea2, whose product is annotated as transcription elongation factor A2. Gene Ontology annotation, cellular component: nucleus. Gene Ontology annotation, molecular function: nucleic acid binding; zinc ion binding. Gene Ontology annotation, biological process: DNA-templated transcription; transcription elongation by RNA polymerase II. The record is from RefSeq and is a predicted model, not a curated record. Lineage: Eukaryota; Metazoa; Chordata; Mammalia; Rodentia; Castoridae.
GCGGGGGUUUGGGCCAAGGAUCUCCACGGCUGCGGCGGCGGCGGCAGCGGCGCCAGGGGCUGGGGUCGCGCCGGCCUGGGCGCCGGAGCGGGCGAAGGGCGCUGGUCCUGAGGCGAUGAUGGGCAAGGAGGAGGAGAUUGCGCGGAUCGCCCGGAGGCUGGACAAGAUGGUGACCAGGAAGAGCGCGGAGGGUGCCAUGGACCUGCUGCGGGAGCUGAAGGCCAUGCCUGUUACACUGCAUCUGCUCCAGUCCACCCGUGUUGGGAUGUCUGUCAACGCCCUGCGGAAGCAGAGCUCGGACGAAGAGGUCAUUGCACUGGCCAAGUCCCUCAUCAAGUCCUGGAAGAAGCUCCUGGAUGCUUCUGAUGCUAAAACCAGAGAUCGAGGGCGGGGCACACCUCUACCCACAUCGUCCUCAAAGGAUGCCUCAGAGGCCAUGGAUCCCAGCCGCAAGAGGCCAGAACUGCCCAGGACACUGUGCACACCGAGGAUCACCACGUUUCCCCCGGUGCCCGUUACCUGUGAUGCUGUGCGUAACAAGUGCCGUGAAAUGCUGACGGCUGCCCUGCGAGUGGACCAGGAUCACGUGGCUGUCGGUGCGGAUUGUGAGCAUCUGUCGGCUCAGAUCGAGGAGUGCAUCUUCCGGGAUGUGGGAAACACAGACAUGAAGUACAAGAACCGUGUGCGGAGCCGUAUCUCCAACCUGAAGGAUGUCAAGAACCCUGACCUCCGGCGGAAUGUGCUGUGUGGUGUCAUAACACCCCAGCAGAUUGCUGUGAUGACAUCGGAGGAGAUGGCCAGUGAUGAGCUGAAGGAGAUCCGCAAGGCCAUGACGAAGGAAGCCAUCCGUGAGCACCAGAUGGCCCGCACAGGUGGCACGCAGACAGACCUAUUCACUUGUGGCAAGUGCAGAAAGAAGAACUGCACAUAUACACAGGUGCAGACUCGCAGCUCUGAUGAGCCCAUGACCACCUUUGUUGUCUGCAAUGAGUGUGGGAACCGUUGGAAGUUCUGCUGAGCCCUUGUGCAGAUGUGCUGCAGCCCUGGGCUAGGCUCCAGCAUUUUCCAUGGACACUUCUCUGGAGAACCCCUGAAGGCGGCAUGCCCUGCUCCCAGCCUGCCUGCCUGCCUUGUGUGCACCUUUCUGCCCUUUGCUCCUCAUUAUUAAAUGUUUUAUCUUGCCA